Manihot esculenta (cassava) is the source of this 1538-nucleotide messenger RNA. Its product is annotated as ubiquitin receptor RAD23b. Gene Ontology annotation, biological process: nucleotide-excision repair; proteasome-mediated ubiquitin-dependent protein catabolic process. Bases 214 to 1323 code for a protein of 369 amino acids. Gene Ontology annotation, molecular function: ubiquitin binding; proteasome binding; polyubiquitin modification-dependent protein binding. Lineage: Eukaryota; Viridiplantae; Streptophyta; Magnoliopsida; Malpighiales; Euphorbiaceae. The record is from RefSeq and is a predicted model, not a curated record. Gene Ontology annotation, cellular component: cytosol; nucleoplasm. The transcript is spliced from 12 exons.
AAUAAUUUGUUUUCGUCCCUUAUUUUCCCAGAAACCAAACAGUCUGCAAGUCGCUGGUGGUCUUGGUGUGCCCUGCUUCACCGCCUUCACGUAGCACCACCGUUUCUUGUCCUGUCUCGAUUCCUCGAGAGUCCCUUUUCUAGGGUUUCUUCCCAUCCAAUAAAGCGUCGUUCUCUCUCUCUCUCUCUCUCUCUCUCUGCCGAAUUCGCCGCAAUGAAGCUCACUGUUAAGACUCUCAAAGGCAGCCAUUUCGAAAUUAGGGUUCAGCCCACUGAUACAGUUAUGGCUGUCAAGAAAAAUAUUGAAGAUGUGCAAGGAAAGGACAAUUACCCAUGCGGGCAGCAACUAUUGAUCCACAAUGGGAAAGUAUUGAAAGAUGAGACUACACUGGCGGACAAUAAGGUCUCUGAAGAUGGUUUUCUUGUUGUAAUGCUUAGCAAGAGUAAAACAUCAGUUGGGAGCUCUUCUACCCAGCCGGCUGCUGCACCUACAAUUACACCUACAUCAAACUCAACUCCUGCAAUUGCAGUUCAAGCACCGGUCUCAAAGAGCACAUCUGCUUCUGAAACAGCAACAGCUACUGCACAAACUGAUACCUAUGGUCAAGCUGCUUCGAACUUAGUAGCUGAUAAUAAUCUUGACCAGAUGAUUCAACAAAUAAUGGAUAUAGGAGGUGGGAACUGGGAUAUAGAAACUGUUACUCGUGCACUUAGAGCAGCUUAUAACAAUCCAGAGCGAGCAGUGGAUUAUUUGUACUCUGGUAUUCCAGAAACAGUGGAAGUUGCUGUCCCAGUGGCUCAUUUCCCUGCAGGUCAGGCAACUGAAACAGGUGCAGCAGGAGCUCCACCUGGCUCUGGAGCACCCAAUACGUCUCCCCUGAAUAUGUUUCCUCAGGAGACACUUUCUGCUGGUGGUGGCGAUGGUGGUGAGGGACUUGGGUCCCUUGAUUUCCUUCGAAGUAAUCAACAGUUUCAAACACUGCGUUCGAUGGUUCAGGCAAAUCCACAAAUUUUACAGCCCAUGCUUCAGGAGCUAGGGAAGCAAAACCCUCAUUUACUAGGAAUAAUUCAAGAACAUCAUGCAGAAUUUCUUCAGUUAUUAAGUGAACCUCUUGAAGGGUCUGAAGGGGAAAUGUUUGAACAGGUCGACCAAGAGAUGCCUCAUGCUAUCAAUGUGACCCCUGCUGAACAGGAGGCUAUUGAAAGGCUUGAGGCAAUGGGAUUUGAUAGAGCCCUUGUCGUCGAGGCAUUUUUGGCUUGUGAUCGCAAUGAGGAAUUGGCUGCUAACUACCUGUUGGAAAAUGCUGGAGAUUUUGAGGAUUGAGCAGAGAACCUUAUUCGGUUGGAUUCAUGGAUUUUUUUUUGUCAAUUUAUUUAUUUUGUUUUUAUUUAUUUUAUUGUUAUUAUUAUUUGAUAGAUGGAUCCGUCUCUCCAUCGGCAUCUUUGGUAGUGUUUAAAUUGUUAACUUUGGUAAAUGAUUCUUUAAAAUGUUAUUUUGAAUUGUGUUAUGGCAGCUAAUAUUUGAUUGAGAUACAAAAA